AUGUACCCAGUCUUACUGGGUGUUGCUAAUAUCUCCAUCGCACUUUCAUCUGUAGAAAUUCCAAAUCCCUCUUGCUCAGGCCCCCAAGGGACAGAAUUUAUCACAGUCUUCAUGCAGAACCACUUACCACGUUAUGGCGGUAAAGACUUCCGGUUGUUCAUCACUGGCUACACUCCUGGGACAUUGGUCACCAUUUCCGUGAACAAAGCAGGUGUUAGGUUCAAUAUCCGGGCAAAUCUGGGAGAGACAAAAUGGAUACAAAUCCCAGAAUUUGUGGAGCUGGCAGGAAGCAACAUAUUUGACCACACAGUCAUCGUCCGGGCUGACCAUCAGAUCGCCAUCCUCUCUCUGAACUAUAAGACCUAUACUGCUGAUACCACUGUAGUGUACCCUGUGCAGAGGCUUGGGACAGAGUACUACGUGGUGACUCCAGUGGGGAACCGAGAUGGUCUCGACAAGCAAUUUGCUGUAGUAGCCUGGAAGGAUCCCACCAUUGUUGAAGUUUACCUCAAAGGGGCUGUCACUUUCCAAGGAGAAAACUACAGAGCAGGGACAAAACUGGUCAUCCCACUUGGAGCUUACCAGGCCGUCCAGCUGCAAAGCCGUGAUGACUUAUCUGGCACCAGGAUCAUGUCCCAGAAUCCUGUUGCUGUCUAUAGCGGACACGUAUGUGUUGCAAAGCACACCAAAUGUGAUUACGUGAGUGAGCAGCUCCUGCCGGUGUCUGUCUGGGGCACCUCGUUCAUUGUACCGCCCUUAUCCUUCCAGCCCAAAUUUGACCUGGUGUAUGUGGCUGCUUCCCAACACACUCGCAUUGAUUAUCAGUCUGGGAGGGAGAAAUCCAGAAGGAACCUGGUUGCUGGGCAAGUUGUGACAUUUGAAAUUAAAAUCUCUAACCCCUUGUACAUCUCUGCUAGUGCUGGGAUCCAAGUUGCCUUCUUCUGCACUGGUGGGAGCAAAGGGAAAAUCGUGUACGAUCCCUUCUUCCUGAUGAUCCCAGAUGUCUCUGGCUAUUGCCAGACCUACAACAUCCAUGGACAGGACCUGUUUGAGAACUAUGCCGUGAUUGUAGCCAAGACGGCCGAGACUGCUGCUGUUACUAUUGAUGUGGAACCACUACGUGUUACUCUGUGGAGGCCUAUUCCAGGCACAGCAUAUUCUUGGACUACAUACAACUUGAGAAGUGGGUUUAGCAACCACACCAUAGAGAACCCCAGCUCCCCAUUUGGUGUCCUGAGUGUUGGGAUUACAGACAAGGCUGGAUAUGGCUCAGCAGCUAUUGGUGGCAUUUCUAGUGCUGCCCCUACUAUUCAACCUCCAGAUCUUCCCCGUACCUCUUGCUCAGGCCCCCAAGGGACAGAAUUUAUCACAGUCUUCAUGCAGAAUCACUUACCACGUUAUGGCAGUAAAGAUUUCAAGUUAUUCAUCACUGGCUACAUCCCUGGGACGUUUGUCACCAUCUCAGUAAAUAAAGCAGAGUUUUUGGUCACUAUCACUGCAAAUCCCGAACAGACAGUAUCUGUGAUGAUCCCAGUGUUUGUGGAGCUGGCUGGAAGCAACAAAUUUGACCACACGGUCAUCAUCCGGGCUGAUCAUGAGAUCUCCAUCCUCGCUCUGAACUAUAAGACCUAUACAGCUGAUACCACUGUAGUGUACCCUGUGCAGAGGCUCGGGACAGAGUACUAUGUGGUGACUCCACUGGGGAAGCCAGAUGGUCUUGAUAAGCAAUUUGCUGUAGUAGCCUGGAAGGAUCCCACCAUUGUUGAAGUUUACCUCAAAGGGGCUGUCACUUUCCAAGAAGAAAACUACAGAGCAGGGACAAAACUGGUCAUCCCACUUGGAGCUUACCAGGCCGUCCAGCUGCAAAGCCGUGAUGACUUAUCUGGCACCAGGAUCGUGUCCCAGAAUCCCGUGGCCGUCUAUAGCGGACACGUAUGUGUUGCAAAGCACACCAAAUGUGACUACGUGAGUGAGCAGCUCCUGCCGGUGUCUGGCUGGGGCACCACAUUCAUUGUACCGCCCUUAUCCUUCCAGCCCAAAUUUGACCUGGUGUAUGUGGCUGCUUCCCAAUACACUCACAUUGAUUAUCAGUCUGGGAGGGCGAGAGCCUCUAAGGACCUGGUUGCUGGGCAGGUUGUGACAUUUGAAGUCAAAUUCCCUAGUCCCUUGUACAUCUCUGCUAGUGCUGGGGUCCAAGUCGCCUUCUUCUGUGCUGGUGGAAGCAAAGGGAAAAUCGUGUACGAUCCCUUCUUCCUGAUGAUCCCAGAUGUCUCUGGCUAUUGCCAGACCUAUAACAUCCAUGGACAGGACCGGUUUGAGAACUACGCAAUGAUAACAGCCAAAACAUCAGAAUCUGGUGGCAUCACCAUUGAUAAGGAACCCUUGGAAAACAUUGCAUGGAGGCCAAUUCCAGGCACAGGGUUCUCUUGGGCUGAAUACAACCUUGGCAAAGGGUUUAAGAGAGAAACCAUGGAGCACCCCAUAUCUCCUUUUGGGCUUCUGAGCAUUGGGAUUGCAUCCAAAUCUGGGUAUGGCUCACCAGCUAUUGGUGCAAGCAAUAUUCCGACGCCAUCCUGCAGUGUGGGCCUCUGCGAGCAAGGAACAGUUUGUAAGAUGAUAGAUGGGCAGCCAGAGUGUUUGCCAGUUUCUGCGGCCACGUGCUGGGCUGCGGGUUACUUGCAUUACCACACCUUCGACGGCCGACUGUAUGACAUCCAUGGCACCUGCACCUACACCGUGGCCAAGACCUGUGGGUGUGAAUGUGGCCCGCACUCCUUUGACAUCACGGCUGAGAGUGGGAACAGGGGGAACAUGCAGGUUUCAUACAUUGGGUUGGUGACCAUCCAGGUGGAUGGAAUUACCAUCACAGUGGCCAGGGCAGAAGUCGGCUUUGUGAGGGUGAAUAACACCAGGGCCCACUUACCCAUCUCCCUGAACAGUGGGGCCCUUCGGCUCUAUCAGAGUGGCACCUCCCUCAUCCUCCACACCGACUUCAACCUCAGGGUGUCCUAUGACUGGAACAACCACCUGAGGGUCACCGUCCCUAAUGACUUCUCCGACAGCCUGUGCGGCCUGUGUGGCAACUAUAAUGGGGACCCCUCCGAUGACUUCUGGACCCCAGCCGAGGAUCCGGAUCCCAGUGACAUUCUCCAGGAGCAAAGCUGGGCAGUGGAAGAUGAGGAUCAGUUUUGCUGGCACGAUUGCAUUGGAGGUUGCAGGCCCUGUGCCAUCAGCAUAGCUAGAAAGUACAAGGAAGAGGCCUCGUGUGGCCUGAUAGCCAAGGUCUCAGAUGGGCCCUUCAGCCAGUGCCACACCAAGGUGGAUCCUACAGUCUACUUGGACAACUGCGUGUAUGAUCUGUGCCACAACGACGGCUACAGGAAGGCCCUGUGUGAGGCCCUGAAGGCCUAUGCGGAUGCCUGCCAGCUGGAGGGGGUCAGGAUUGGGGAAUGGAGGCAGCUGGCCAGAUGUCCCAUGGAGUGCCCCCUGGAGAACAGCCAGUACCAGCUCUGUGGAACAGCCUGCCCAGCCACGUGUGUGGACCAGUCAGCCCCAAGCAGCUGCCAAGACCCCUGUGUGGAAAGCUGCCAGUGCAAGGAUGGUUUUGUGCUGAGCCAGGGCAAAUGCAUCCCCAAGAGCAGCUGUGGGUGCCUGUUCGAGGGGCGUCCCUAUGCCCCCAAUGAGAGCUUCUGGGUUGACGAGGCAUGUGGGACAUGGUGCAAGUGCAACGCAGCCACUAGACAAGUUGAAUGCGUGGCUGCUAAAUGCAAACAUUCAGAGAGGUGUGGGCUAGUGAAUGGCAUAAGGGGCUGUUACCCCUCCAGCUACACCACCUGCUCUGUGACACGGAAUCUGAACUACACCACCUUUGAUAGACAGAGAUACAACUUCCAAGGCACCUGCCAUUACCAGCUAACUGCCUUGUGCAAGAAGGCAGAGGAACUGGUGGACUUUGAAGUCUAUUUCCAGGAGAACAGUACUACUCCUGUACAGAUCAAGGUUUAUGAGACCGACAUCAGGGUCAGUAAUCAAUUCCCUGGCAAAAUCAUGAUGAAUGGUUUCCUGAUUAAUCUUCCCUUCAACCUUGAUAAGAAAAUCACUAUGUAUAGAAAGGGCUGGGCCACAGUGAUCCAGACAGACUUUGGCCUCAGCGUUACCUAUGCCAGGUGGUCAGGACGCACCACGGUGACUCUGCCAGUUACCUACAUGGGAGCCGUGUGUGGUCUGUGUGGCAAUUUUAACACGGACAGGAAGGACGACAUGCUUAUGAGGGAUGGCACGCUGGCACCAAACCCCAUCAGCUUUGGCCAGAGCUGGAAGGUGGGCGACCUCCCAGGAUGCUCUGCAGUAAUGAUACCCCCAUGUGCAAGUGUAGAGGCUAUUGAAAAACAACAACGAGGUAGCAGAGGGCAGUGUGGGCUCAUCCUAGACAAGAGUGGCCCUUUCAAAGGAUGUCACAGCAAAGUGGACCCCCAUGGAUACUUCGUAGACUGCGUGUACGGCUAUUGCGUCCUCAGUGGGCGGGAGAGUAACGUUUGUCAUGCUGUUGCUGAGUAUGCUGAGGCAUGUCAGGAAGCUGGAGCUAUAGUGCAUCCCUGGAGGACUACGAAAUUCUGCUAUCUGUCCUGUCCCCUGAACAGUCACUACGAAUUAUGCAGCAGCAGCUGCGAUCUGCAAUGCAGCAACCUCUAUGCCCCAGUGCAAUGCACAACCCAGUGUAAGGAAGGCUGUGUGUGUGACGAGAGCUUUGUUCUCAGUGGCGACAGCUGCGUCCCCAUUUCCCAGUGCGGAUGCCUCCACAGAGGAUUUUACUACCAGGCCGGGGAGACCUUCCACCCGAGCGGUUCAUGCGAGGAGCAGUGCGUGUGUCUGGCUGGUGGGGAGGUUGUGUGUAAGGCAUUCUCCUGCGGCACUGGUGAACAAUGCAGGGUGGUGGACGGUGUCCAGAAAUGCCACCCAUUUGUAUCUGCGACCUGUUCUGCCUUUGGCCAUUCUCACUACCUCUCUUUCGAUGGGGUCCCCUUUGACUUCCAAGGCACCUGCACCUACAUCCUGGCCAAGACCUGCACCGAUGCCAGCCACUUGACACCAUUCACAAUCAGCAUAAAGAAAGAACCCUGGGGCAGUGGGAAUGUCUCCAUGGCCACGUUGGUGUCCAUUCAGGUGUACGGGAUCACACUCACCCUGCUGCAGAACAAACAGGGGCUCAUCAUGGUGGAUGGGGUGUUCCACAACCUCCCAGUGAUCACGGCCAACAGGCGGCUCCAAGCAUAUCAGCAUGGUACUAACAUCCUGGUGCAAACUGACUUUGGCCUCAUUGUGAGUUACGACCUGGUUUACCAGGCCAGAGUCACCGUUCCACAGCGAUACCAGGGCCACACAUGUGGCCUGUGCGGGAACUACAGUGGAAGGCAGGACAGCAAGUUCCUGCUCCCCAAUGGCAGGACAGCCUCUGAUGUGGCAGCAUUUGGCUCUGCUUGGGAAGUCCAGGUCCCAGGAGCAUCAUGUGCAGACAGAUGUGCUGGGAACAGCUGUCCAGUUUGUGAGGAGAGGAAGAAGGACAUCUUCAAACAGCACCACUACUGCGGGUUGCUCACAGACCCCGAUGGCCCCUUCACUGCCUGCCACGGCACGGUCAGCCCCAGUGUGUAUCUGAGCAACUGCCUGUAUGAUGUGUGCCUGGGAAACGGGGACUCCCAGGUCCUGUGCCAGAACAUCCACAGCUACAUGACAGCCUGCCAAGAGGCUAAGGUCACCAUCCCGCCCUGGAGGAGCCCCUCCUUCUGCCCUGUGAGCUGCCCUGCCAACAGCCACUAUGAGGUCUGUGCUGACCUCUGCACUGUCACCUGUGCUGGAAACAUCAUAGACUGCCCGGAGACCUGUGCUGAAGGCUGCCAAUGUGAUGAUGGCUUCUUCUUUGACGGCCAGGGCUGUGUGACUCAGGAGCGCUGUGGAUGCUUUGAACAGGGGAGAUACUAUGAGCCCAGUCAGACGGUCCUGAUGAACGACUGCCAGCAAAGCUGCACCUGUGUUUCCACCCAAGGGGUGACCUGCGAAGCCCAUAGCUGCUCCAGAGGAGAAACCUGCCAGAUCAGAGAUGGCGUCAUGGGCUGCAUCAGCCAAGAUAUUCCAAAGCCAUCGUGCAGUGUGGUCCGCUGCAGAGAAGGAACUAUUUGCAAGAUGAUAAAUGGGCAGCCAGAGUGUGUGCUAGUCUCUCAGGCCACGUGCUGGGCUGGGGGUUACUUGCAUUACCACACCUUCGAUGGACGGGUGUAUGAUUUCCACGGCACCUGCAACUACACAGUGGCCAAGACCUGCAGGGAUGACUCCGUCCUGCCCUCCUUCCACGUCAUAGCCGAGAGCGAGAACAGUGGAAACACACAGGUUUUCUACAUUGGGUCGGUGACUGUCCAGGUGGAUGGAGUCACCGUCACAGCCUCCAGGACUGAGGUCGGCUUUGUGUGGGUGAAUAACACCAGGGCCCACUUACCCAUCUCCCUGAACAACGGGGCCCUUCGGCUCUAUCAGAGCGGCACCUCCCUCGUCCUCCGCACCAACUUCAACCUCAGGGUGUCCUAUGACUGGAACAACCACCUGAGGGUCACCGUCCCUAAUGACUUCUCCGACAGCCUGUGCGGCCUGUGUGGCAACUAUAAUGGGGACCCCUCCGAUGACUUCCGGACCUCAGAAGGGGACCGGGCUCGCAGUGUCGCCGCCCUGGGGAAAAGCUGGGCAGUGGAAGAUGAGGAUCAGUUUUGCUGGCACGAUUGCAUUGGAGGUUGCAGGCCCUGUGCCGCCAGCAUAGCCAGAAAGUACAAGGAAGAGGCCUCGUGCGGCCUGAUAGCCAAGGUCUCAGAUGGGCCCUUCAGCCAGUGCCACACCAAGGUGGAUCCUACAGUCUACUUGGACAACUGCGUGUACGAUCUGUGCCACAGCGACGGCUACAGGAAGGCCCUGUGUGAGGCCCUGAAGGCCUAUGCGGACGCUUGCCAGCUGGAGGGGGUCAGGAUUGGGGAAUGGAGGCAACUGGCCAGAUGCUGUGAGUACAGAUUUGAAUGCCAAGGUCUAUGGUCUGCUGGUUAG
This is a messenger RNA of Chelonia mydas (Green sea turtle), 7083 nucleotides long. RefSeq names its product IgGFc-binding protein-like. NCBI's taxonomy places the organism in Eukaryota, Metazoa, Chordata, Testudines, Cheloniidae. The transcript is spliced from 13 exons. Bases 1 to 7083 code for a protein of 2360 amino acids. The record is from RefSeq and is a predicted model, not a curated record. Gene Ontology annotation, molecular function: protein binding.